GGCAGUCCUGAGCACUCUCUUCCCAAGCACUCUCCCAUAACACAACAACACGCUAAGAGAACGCAACGAGCGGUUGAGAAAGGGCGUCUCCUUGUCGUCGUCCUCGCACGCCCGACGUGCGAGUGCUAACUGAAUUGGUAUGUGGUAUGACUAGUGUCUCGGCUGUCCGGAGGGGCUCUUAUCAGCAAAUCCAUCGACUUCAACACCUCCAGAAACCUGAACCACAGGCACCCAGGAUGAAGAAGCGUUCAUUUGCUGGACACAUAGGGGUGGGUGUGUUUGUAGUGGCUCUUGUCACCGUGGUUGUGUCAUUUUGCGCUCCUGCUUGGCUAGUGUCCGAUCAUCGAAUUACCGGGGCGAAGCUCGACCGACUGGGUCUGUGGUCGCACUGUUUUCGUUCUCUUGCACCUCCUGGCGACGAGUAUCUUCGGCGCUUCUUCGUGGGAUGCCGCUGGGUCUACGAUCCAUUCACUACUGGUUAUGAUGAAAUUCGUGGAUUUCUUCUUCCUCCAUUUAUGAUAGCUACACAGUUCUUCUUCACAUUAUGUUUUCUUGCGGUUUUGGCAUCAUUCUUGCUGGUUCUUCUGCUCGUCUUGUGUUGUGGACCUGAGCAGACACAUUUUAUACUACUAUUGAGAGCAUUGUCUGGCUUACUGCUUUUUGCAGGCAUUAGUGGAGCAAUUGGCGUGAUAGUAUUUGCAUGUUUGGGUAAUGCUGAUGGUUGGAUGCCUGAACAUGCAAAUAACUUUCUUGGCUGGGCCUUUGGCCUAGCUGUUGUGGGUGUUGUUGCAUGUCUAAUUUCUGGUGGACUGUUUCUUACUGAAACAAAUGUCCAAAACAAGAAACGCAAGCAAUUUAAAGAGUCUCAGGCCAGAUUUGAGUUGCAGCAGCAGGAAUCAAAAGCCUAAGAAAGAAGAAAGGAAGGCAGCUCUACUCCCCAGAGCAGUAUCCGUCGUUUCAGACCAUAUGAACUGUUCAUUAUACUUUUGUGUGUAAAUGUACACACCACUCGUAUCUGAUGGAAAUCAACACGAACCGAUUACAUUCUUCACAAUCUUUCCGCAACUAGUUUUGUAGUUUGUGAUGAGUUAAUUCUGGUCCAUUCAGUGAUUGAACACACUGAUAAUCCAUAUUUUAUUUGCAUCAGGUGAGUAUAAUGAAUAUUUCAGAAUAUAUCUUCUCCGUCCACUUUGAUAACUUAUAACUACUCCGUCCUCGAAUAUUGUUAUUUUAUCUCUUUUAUAGUUUCAAUUUACCAUUUUAUACAAGUUAUCAGUUUUUACUAUUUGUUGACUGAAUAUAUUUUGAAACAUUGAAAUUUAUUUCAUAGUUCUUUAGGAACUUUUGUACUGACAGUAUUUGAGAAAACAAAUGAUCUAGAAUAUACUACAUAGAGUGGCUGACUUUAUGGUUUCAACGCUCUUGGUAGAAGCUCAACGCUGCCAUGUGUUUUGCAGUAAAAUCAUACGAGGUGCUGAUAGUCGCGUGUUGUUUGUAUCAGAUCUUAUUUUUACAUUGUUGUCUUUUUAUUUAUCUGCAUAUACAUUAGUUGUUAGAAUAAUAAUAUCCACAAAGUCUUUGGUAUGUUCGGCAUAUAACUGUACAAACAAGUCCCAAAUAUAUAGCGUUUUUCAAGUUUGCUGCCUUAUUUGCGAUCCCUUUGUUGGCUUCUUAUUGCAAUAACGUUCACUUUCCAGCUUUUGACUAACUACAAUAACAUUUCAACAACUUCCAUUCUUAUGACAAUAACCAAUGCAGGAAGCAGUGUGCAUUUGAAGUUUCUCAAUUCAUUCUCCUAACAUAUUGUCAUUGCAUUUUAAACUAUUGGUUUUUUGUCAUGGAGCAUAAGAGUAAGAGAAUUUAUAUAGCCCAGCUCAUGCCCACCUGGCUGUAACCAGCACCAAAUGGAAUACUAGAAUACUGUUUCUCCGAAGGUCGCAGCUUUCACUUCAUAAAAUAUGGCUUCAAUUUGCUGCACAGAUGGAGGCGCUUCAGCCUCUCUAUGUAGUAUGUUCUAGCUCGUUAGAGAGAACUUAUUUUAACAAACAAUUGUUAAAUAAUUUAUAUUGUUCAGAUAAUACAUCAGUAAUCUUCAGUUUUAGGACCUAUCAAGUUACUGGGUCUUUUUAUAAUAUUUUAGACUCGCACAAAUAUUUGCUAAAAUGUGAUUAUAUCCAGGGAUAAAAUCGGGUUCUAUAUUAUUACAAUUAUUGAAUCUCGCAAGUGAUCUUUCAACAAUAAACUUAUUAAAUCAGUUCAUUUGUAGAAGAAUAUUUUGUGCCUGAUUGUGUAAGAGAAUUUUUAUAUUAAAGGUAUUUAUAGGAAUUAAUAAAAGUGAUCUAUUGCUGAAUAUGAAUUAUAUUUUCCAGUCAAUUUCAAUGUGACUUUCACAUUAUUCCCAGAACUAACAGAAUAGAAUUCAAUAAUUUUGGCUUUAAAAAUGGUAUGCUCAAACUUUGAAAAUGCAGUGUUGCAUUUAUGAAUCUCUGGGACAUGUAUAUUAUUGUAUUUUGAACAGAGGUGCUCACAGUUACAUGUGAAAUUUACUCAUUCCGUAAAAUAAAUUUUACACUGGUGAAUGUUAAGAAGUGUCCAGGACUAGAAUCUAUUUUUUAGACUUUUCCAUAUUUUUCAAGGGUAACAAGAUGUGUAGAGGGGGCAAGAGAUGCUUCCUCCACUACUUGUAAAUUGGGCUAGUUAAUUUAUGAGAUCUGAAUUCAUUUAGUUUGUUAUUUGACUGAGGAUAUGAAAGGGUAUUUUUUAUUUCUGUGUCAGCUGAAGACUGGUGCAUUUUGAAUGGCAUUUCGAUAGUUCAAAAAACUUGAAAAAGGAUGCAAAUUUUAUGGCAUGAUUUAUACUUGGUAUGGGUGUCUGUUUUAAAAAUGAUUGGUAUUGAACACAAUGCUUUUCAUUAUCUUGUCAUCACGUAUUUUAGGUAUAAAGGAAACAUUUGUACUGCUCACCCCCCUUUUUUUUGUCUUUUGGGAGAUUAUGAAUUGCAUGCUAUUCACUGCCAACAUUUAUCUCAAGAUUGAUGAUUGCCUUUAAAUUAGUGCCUCUGUUGUAAGGAGUCUUUUUAAGAUUAGAGAAAAUUUAACAUAACUUUGAAUUUCAAUUGUCUGGUUUAUGUUGUGUUAAUGUGUCUAUGACCUUGGUAUCAAUAGUAAAACAUAGGUCGGUGAACAUUAAUUGUACAAUUAUGAGAUUACAGUGUUAGGAUUUGUUAUAUAAACUUCAGAAUUGUUAUAUUGUAAAUAAUGUUUCUCUGAAUAAUGAUCCCUUCCCGAUCCAUAAAUGUACAGUAUAUUAAAUAAUCAAGUGAAUCUUUUAUAUUUAAUUAUAAAUUGAACAGUAUUAAAAAUUGUUUUUCAUGCAAUUACUGCCAAGGCUUCAUAAGUUUUAUCUUGAGCAGUAUUAUGUAUAUUUAUGCAGUAUGGGCAAUAAAUAGCUGUAUUAUGAAUAAACAAAAGUGGUGAAAUUUUGGUCCUUUGAAUUCACAAGUUAUACUUCAUGUAACACUUUUUAUAUUUGAUAAUUUUUAUUAUGUCGUGCAAAUAUGCAUAAAAUAAAGUUUUUCACAAAUA
This is a messenger RNA of Gryllus bimaculatus (two-spotted cricket), 3584 nucleotides long. NCBI's taxonomy places the organism in Eukaryota, Metazoa, Arthropoda, Insecta, Orthoptera, Gryllidae. The record is from the annotation of a GenBank genome assembly.